Molecule: messenger RNA, 2709 nt
Organism: Eublepharis macularius
Lineage: Eukaryota; Metazoa; Chordata; Lepidosauria; Squamata; Eublepharidae
Gene: WBP1L
Product: WW domain binding protein 1 like
Exons: 4
Coding region: 176-1198 (340 amino acids)
Source: RefSeq, a predicted model, not a curated record
GAGUGAGUGCAUACAGUGUCCUGGGACCCUGUUUACUUAACAUUCCCAGCCAAGGAAGCCCUGGUUUAAAUAGGAUUGCGGAUGCAGCCUGCCCAUAUCAGAUGAGGAAAUGAUGACUGUGGGAUUUUAGAAAUUCCUUUGUUUAAAGCCUUAGUGUGGAUUAUGAGAAUGCAGAAUGCCUUUCCUUUUGGGCCUGCGGCAGGACAAAGAAACCUGCAUAGGAAUCAACAAUCAAAGUUAUAUCUGUGAAACAGGCCAUUGCUGUGGACAGUCUCAGUGCUGCAAUUAUUAUUAUGAGCUCUGGUGGUUCUGGCUAGUGUGGACGAUCAUCAUUAUACUGAGUUGCUGUUGUGUUUGCCAUCACCGACGCGCCAAACACAGACUCCAAGCACAACAGAGGCAGCAUGAAAUUAACCUGAUUGCCUAUCGCGAAGCUCAUAACUACUCCACCCUGCCAUUUUAUUUCCGAUUUUUGCCAAAUUAUUUACUACCUCCCUAUGAGGAAGUGGUGAACCGACCUCCGACCCCUCCCCCACCAUAUAGUGCCUUACAUCAGCAAUGCAUCCCACCUGGCAGUGGCAGUGCAGCACCAGACUCAAGAAACCUCCAGCCAGCCCAGACAGGCUCUCUGACCACAGCAGGAAGCAAUAAUGGAAGCCUAGACAGCGCUGCACCCCCCAGCAUUGGGGGCCGUGAAUCCUCUACUCCGCUAGUUGAGCGAUCAGCUGCAAAAGCAACAAGUGGUGAGCCAAGCGGUGCAGGAUUAGAAGAGAUGGAUGAUCACAUGUCUUGUUCUGAUAAGGAGCCAGAGUGCAAGGAAGAACUGCUUAAGGAUUACAACUCUGAAAGCUUAGACCACAACAGCGCGUUCCCUGAUGCAAAGGACAAGACACCUGGCAGGCACCGACGGUUCACAGGUGACUCGGGCAUUGAAAUCUGCAUCUGUAACCAGGACCACCAUGAUGGUGAUCUCAAGGAGUUGGAUGGGUUCCUUGACGAUGGACCCAUGGACUUCUGCGACAGCUGCAGUGGCCGCCCGCUGCAUGGAGAUGAGGAAGACGGGCUUUUCAGUGCCUCUGAUGAACAGCACAGAGAGCAUAGCCACCACCAUCUCCCGCGGCAGCCUGUUUGUGUGCUUCUGAACACCAUAAACGAACAGGACUCCCCAAACUCUCAUGCUAACACAUCCCCUAGCUAAACCAGCAGAGUCAAAAGGGAGGAUCUACAAAAGGAUAACCAUUACUUCAACCAAAAACAAAGCAGUUCUUAAGAUGUUAACUGUGGGAAUAGUCCUAAGUGGAUGGAGGGAGGGAAGGGCAGAAGUUUCUGGGCCUUCUUUUCUAAAUGGCCUCCCUUCUCUUCCAUCUGACUAGGGGCUUAAGAUUAAAAAUGAGGGUUUUAAAAAGAAAAAGGGAAAAAAGAACCUUUUCCUAUUGCUGAUUUUGGUGAUGGUAUAUUUGGUUGGUUGGUGUGUGUUUUUUUAAGUUUUUCAAGACAUAAUCCGAACAACUUAGUCUGAACUUACAAGAACAAGGAAUACUAGUGUAUUCCCUGCCCGUUCCAGGUGUCUUCCUAGAAGCCGGUGGCAUUUGAUGGCCCUGGCAGUCUGUUCAGUUAGUGCUGUUGGAGGGUUACUAUGAAUCCCCUGCCAUAUUUUUAUUUAAAUCAAUCCUUUCCUGUGAUCGUGUGUGUUGUUGGUUACAGCAACCUGUAGGACACUUUUUUCCUCUUGAAGCUGGCAACUCUAAAGGACCAGUUUCUUCCAGUAAAAGAAGUGUUUACCUGAACCCCAUAAGACUUGUACAAAAUGGGGGUGGGCUCUGCAGGCAUUGCCUUGUGUUUAAAGGCAAAUGUAUUCUUAAGCUGCAGACACUAAAGAGCCCAGCUAUGAGUUGAGACACCUGGCAGAAGAGCUGUCUUUCUGGUACUGUGGUCUCCGUGUGACAUACACCUGGGGCAUUACAGUGCAAAAGGGAAGGCGGGGCUUUUUGAUUUCAGGCCAGCAUGCUAGUUUAAAAUGAUAGAAUUUAAACCAAACUCACACAGAGAAAACAGGGCUGUCUUUUUGGCCAGUGUGCCUUUAGGUUUCAGCGAUGCUUGUUGAACAAAUGGAGACCAGUACUCCGUCCAUUGCUACAGGAUGCCUUACAGCAUCAAGGUGGAAGACUUGUGCAGUAUUUCCUCUUUUUUUAAAGUCCAAAAGUCUAGCUAGAUUCUUACAGUGACCACUGAAAAGAAUUGAGUGUCUGUAUUUCUCUCUCUCAAUAGUGGCAACUCGCUACUGUAUAACGUCUGUGAGUGUGUGUGUGCGUGCGUGUCUGACUGCAGUACAUGCAUGUGUGUUUCCUACUGAUGAUAUGAAACUUGCUGCUGUAAGACUGCAAAAAAAGAAAACAAACGGUGAAAAAAGGACUUUAGCUUUGCUUUAAAGAAACAGUGAAGCUUUUGUUAGUAACAGCCCCGAGGGGGGAAGAGAAAAAUACCAAACAGCUGAAACUAACAUUCCCCGGAGUGUUCCUGUGGAAGAGAGCAGGCCUUGGUUUCUAUAUUGAGUGUGUUUCCUUCCCCCUCUUUUCCCUCUUUCUUUGAUUAUGAUUGUCUGGGUCAUUUAAUGUCAUAAUAUGGACUUUCAGUUACGAUUGCUUGAAACCAAAAUCAGUUUGAAAUCUGGUGUAAGCCCAAAUACAAUGCCUCUUUCUGAUAAAUUCA